Molecule: messenger RNA, 1056 nt
Organism: Ahaetulla prasina
Lineage: Eukaryota; Metazoa; Chordata; Lepidosauria; Squamata; Colubridae
Gene: FOXE3
Product: forkhead box E3
Exons: 1
Coding region: 64-1056 (330 amino acids)
Biological process (GO): cell differentiation; regulation of transcription by RNA polymerase II; anatomical structure morphogenesis
Molecular function (GO): RNA polymerase II cis-regulatory region sequence-specific DNA binding; DNA-binding transcription factor activity, RNA polymerase II-specific
Source: RefSeq, a predicted model, not a curated record
CGUCGAAGAAAGCGUCCGGUGCAGCGCGGGAAGCCCCCGUACUCCUACAUCGCCCUGAUCGCCAUGGCCAUCGCCAACGCAGCGGAGCGGCGGCUGACGCUGGGUGGCAUCUACAAGUUCAUCACCGAGCGCUUCCCCUUCUACCGCGAGAACCCCAAAAAGUGGCAGAACUCCAUCCGCCACAACUUGACGCUCAACGACUGCUUCGUCAAGAUCCCCCGCGAGCCGGGCCACCCGGGCAAGGGCAACUACUGGACCCUGGACCCGGCAGCCGAGGACAUGUUCGACAACGGCAGCUUCUUGCGCCGCAGGAAGCGCUUUAAGCGCACCGACCUCACCACCUACCCGGGCUACAUGCCCAGCGCCAGCGCUUUUACCCCCAACGCGGCUACGGUCGGGAGGCCCGGUCCUUGCGGUGGCUCCGGAGCUUUAGGUUACCCGGGUGGCGGCGAUCCCGUCUAUUCGCCCGUCCGCGCCUACAGCCCGCAGCUCUCCGCCCUUCCCCAAUACCCGGGGGCGCCGCCUGCGCUGCCCUCGCGAAUGUUCAGCAUCGACAGCCUGAUCAGUUCCAAACAGCAGCAGCAACAGCAGCAGCAACAACAGCAACACCACCAAGCAGCUGCUCUGCAGGCCUCCUCGGCGAUGGGGAUGGACCUGGGUCCUUACCAUUCCUUGGGCCUGAACGGCAUGGGCGAUCUGGGCCCCUGCCCGAUGGGCAACCCGACGGAGACCUAUUUCCAGGCGCAGCAAGUGAGUCCCGGCUUAAUGGGUCGGCAGCCCGCAGCCCCGACCUACCCCUACGCCGCCUCUCCAUCAGGCCACCUAGCGGUGCCUCCCGGCGCCUAUUCCCCUCCCCACUCGCAGCUGUACGGAGCCCCCAGCAGGCUGGUUGUGCAACCCGGCCGCCCUGCCUCUUCCUGCCCAGAACACGCGGAGCAGCUGGUGGGCCUCGCGGCCUCGCAGCUCAAUGGGCUCGGCCAGUUUGGAGCCGCCGCCGCCGGCAGUGCUUACCUGAGACAGUCAAAUUUUUCCUCUGGCCUGGAGAAAUAUUUGUAA